AGACAGGCCAAUAUUGGCAGACAAAUCAAAAAAAUGGCAAUUAAAAGUUUUAUAUUGCUUAGCCUGCUGCUACUAGUUCUUGGCUCAGUAGAGACUACAAGUGUAGCUUUUUCAGGCAACUAUGAUCCUAUUUCACUUAACCGGAGCAGUUUUCCGGCAGGUUUUCUUUUCGGGACAGCAUCAGCGGCUUACCAGUAUGAAGGUGCAGCACAUGAAGGUGGUAAAGGACCAAGUAUUUGGGAUACUUACGCUCAUAGAUAUCCUGGCAAAAUACUGGACGGUAGCACUGGAGAUGUGGCUAAUGAUGAAUAUCAUCGGUACAAGGAAGAUGUUGGGAUUAUGAAAGAGAUGGGCUUAGACGCUUACAGAUUUUCCAUCUCCUGGUCUAGAAUAUUGCCAAAAGGCAAAUUAAAUGGAGGAGUUAACAAAGAGGGAACCAAAUACUACAACAACCUCAUCAAUGAGCUUCUAGCCAAUGGCAUUCAACCCUUUAUAACUCUCUUCCAUUGGGAUCUUCCUCAAGCUUUGGAAGAUGAAUAUGGCGGUUUUCUUAGUUAUAAGAUUGUGGAUGAUUUUCGAGACUAUGCGGAAAUAUGUUUUAAACUUUUUGGAGACAGAGUGAAGCAUUGGAUCACAUUGAACGAGCCAUGGAGCUAUAGUGUUGCUGGGUAUGCUAUGGGGGCGUUAGCACCGGGUAGAUGUUCGAGUUGGUUAGAAUUGAAUUGUACAGGGGGCGAUUCAGCAACCGAGCCAUACAUUGUCGCUCAUAAUCAGCUUCUUGCUCAUGCUGCUGCAGUCAGAUUGUACAAGACCAAAUUUCAGGAAAAGCAGAAGGGAAUAAUAGGGAUUACUUUAGUAUCAAAUUGGUUUAUCCCCUACUCGAAUGCCAAGCAUCAUCGAAAUGCUGCAAAACGAGCUAUUGAUUUCAUGUUCGGAUGGUUUAUGGAUCCGAUAUCAAAUGGCGAUUAUCCCCACACAUUAAAAUCUCUAGUUGGGGAUAGAUUACCAAAAUUUUCAGAGGAGCAAUCUAAAAUGGUUAAAGGGUCGUUUGAUUUUCUUGGAUUGAACUAUUAUACUUCUAACUAUGCAGCAUAUGUACGCUAUUCUAAUACUAUUAAUGCUACCAUUUUAACCGAUGCUCGAGCCAAUCUUUCAACUGAGCGUAAUGGAAUUCCAAUUGGUCCUAAGGCUGCUUCAGAAUGGCUCUAUGUAUAUCCAAGAGGAAUUAGAGAUCUUUUGCUCUACACCAAAAAAAAGUACAACAAUCCACUUAUUUACAUCACUGAGAAUGGAAUUGAUGAGUUCAAUAAUGCUACAACAUUAACACUUGAAGAGCAACUUGCUGACAAUAUGAGGAUCGAUUAUUACUAUAAACAUCUUUCUUUCCUUCAAAGAGCAAUCAAGGAUGGUGCGAAUGUGAAGGGGUAUUUUGCAUGGUCAUUACUGGAUAACUUUGAAUGGGGUUAUGGUUACACCGUACGUUUCGGAAUCAAUUAUGUUGAUUACAAAGAUGGACUGAAGAGAUAUCCCAAACUUUCUGCUCAUUGGUUCAAGAAAUUCCUCAAGAAAUAGAUUACUUAUAUAUAUUUCAUUGCGAAGCUUGUUCUGAGACAUUUAAAUUAUGUAUUAAAAAAAUUCUACGGAAUUUUAUAGUCUCUUAAUUAAAAAAUAAAGGUAUAAUUAAUACAUUUUCUUCCAGUAACAACACAGAUGUUAUAUAA
This is a messenger RNA of Mercurialis annua (annual mercury), 1721 nucleotides long. Its product is annotated as beta-glucosidase 12-like. Bases 34 to 1572 code for a protein of 512 amino acids. The record is from RefSeq and is a predicted model, not a curated record. Gene Ontology annotation, biological process: carbohydrate metabolic process. The transcript has 13 exons. NCBI's taxonomy places the organism in Eukaryota, Viridiplantae, Streptophyta, Magnoliopsida, Malpighiales, Euphorbiaceae. Gene Ontology annotation, molecular function: beta-glucosidase activity.